AACAGGUACACGGCUGGGCGGCUAUCAUGGCCAAUGCAUCCAUGCGAGCCGCUGCAGCGCAGUAUAUCAACCCGGCGCCGCAGCUUUCUCACAAGACGAUAGUCGUUCGGCUCUAUCGCAAGAGCCUGAAGACUUUAAAUUCUUGGGCUAUCGACCGGGAAGUUUUCCUCUCCGAGGCCGGCAAACUCCGAGCCUCCUUUUCGGCCAAUGCACACUUGGCACCCGAGUCAGGGAAAGUGAAGGCGUUGGUCCGAAAGGCCCACGAAGAGCUUUUGCGUUACUCCCACCCCGACAAAUACAUCCUUCCCUGGAUGCCAGGCGGGACUCUCUUCAUGCGGAACCCCCCCUUGCCCUUCGACGUGGUGUUUGCCGGUCACGUCCCUGAGGACGUGAAGGAGGAGCCGUUGAACAUCGACAUGACCCCCGUCGUGAAGGGAGAGAAGGGCGACGGUCGUGUUCUGGUGGACAGCGCCAACAAGGCGUAUUUCUGAAAGGGAGGCGAGGGGGGAGGAAAGGGACAUGUGUAUCUAGGUAGGGCGGGGGAGCAUGAUUUGAGUAUCUGCAAAGGAGCGAGAAUGGAAAAGGCAUGGAGGCCAGCGAUGCCAUUCCAAGGGAAAGAAACACCCAUCAAAUGGCAGAAAAGGAGGCACGCUCGCUGGCACUUUUCAGGGGUCUUGAAAAUAGUCUUUCUGGCAACGCCGACGGGGAAGGGAGUGGCGGUAGAGCCAAGAAAAGUGGGAAGAGGAGCAUGUGUACAAGCGCACAUGAGCCUUGUCGCCCAGCGUGUUGGUCUCGCCUUCGUUUUUUUCUGUUUUUUAGCGGGGCUCUUUGAUGAAGGAGGAGGAAGCAAGACGCCUCCCCCCCUCCCGACCGCAACCUAAGCUUAUCGUGUCCUACUCAUUGAUUCAUUAACGCUAAUUCACUGUUUUGAUGCCAUAGACCUCGCAUUCCUAUUUAUGUUCAUGCAACGUGCUGUCCAUUUCAUUGAUUUUUGGAAACAAUGAUUGGCGUCGUCCCACCCUUCUCGGGUCCACGCCCGCGGGACUCCGGGGUCCGACCAGACAAUGCUGCGCACGGGCCAAGCCAGAGGCCCUGCUCCCCAGAUCCUCACCUUCCCGCUCUCUCCUCCAUCCCUCGUCUGCAGCCUUGCUCCUCGCCCCCUGCCUCCCUCCCUUUUGUUGCCGUCCUACCGGGCACGUCACCCUGUGCCAAGCCUUUAAAUAGCCCAGCACUGGCAUCCUCCCUUCCCUUCUCUACUGCCUCGCAUGUGCAAUGCCCUGCUUCCUUGCUUGUCCAUCUACUUGCAAAAUCCACCCUCCUCCCUUUCUCCUCAAGCCUCCUCCUCUCCCAUCAAUUCCUCCCUCGAUCCUUCCCGCAAAGGGGGUCCGAACAGCCCUACCUCCAUCGCCGACCGUACCACCAGUUUGGAGCCUCGCUUGUACGUGUACCCAAUGAAUUCGUGGCCCUUCUCCUUGCGGCCCGCCGCCCCGCCCCC
Molecule: messenger RNA, 1495 nt
Organism: Nannochloropsis gaditana CCMP526
Exons: 2
Source: RefSeq, a predicted model, not a curated record